AUGUUCGCAAAGGUUUUUGUCAUCUGCGCUGUUGUAGUGGUUGUUCAUAGCCAAAGAUUGGGAUCACCCCCAGCUGCAGGUGGAUAUGCCGGAAAUAGAGCUUAUGGUGGUAGAGGAAUCGGCGGAUAUGGAAGUGGCGCCUCAGUUGCUUCAGGUCCCAUCGGAUAUGCUGGACGCGGAGCCAUCAACAGCAGAGGAAGCGCUGGCUACGGAAGCGGCGCCCCUGUAGUAGCAGCCCCUGUUGGUUAUUCAGGGCAAGGAGCUGUUGGAGGUAGAGGAGUUGGUGGAUACGGAACCGGCGCUUCAAGAAGCAUUGGUGCUUCAAUUGGAUCCCGGAUAGGAGGGGGAUCAGCAGCUUUUGGUAGAAGUUACUAG
Argiope bruennichi is the source of this 375-nucleotide messenger RNA. RefSeq names its product acanthoscurrin-1-like. Bases 1 to 375 code for a protein of 124 amino acids. The transcript is spliced from 2 exons. The record is from RefSeq and is a predicted model, not a curated record. Lineage: Eukaryota; Metazoa; Arthropoda; Arachnida; Araneae; Araneidae.